AUGGGUCCUUUUCUCUCGUCUUUUGGUUUCCUAUACAUCUUACUUGCGGUUGAUUAUGUCUUUAAAUGGGUGGAAGCCAAAGCCACCCGUACUAACGAUUCUAGAGUAGUUGCAGAGUUUCUAAAAUCUGACAUUUUAGUCCGUUUUGGGAUGCCGAGAGCUGUGACAAAUGGUCAAGCCGAAGUGUUGAACAGGGAGGUCAAAUCAAUAUUGGAGAAGAUGGUGCGCCCCAAUAGAAAGGAUUGGAGGUUGAAAUUAGAAGAUGCACUAUGGACGUAUCGCACCGCGUAUAAGACGCCGAUUGGGAUGUUCCCGUACAGACUAGUCUUCGGUAAGGCUUGUCAUCUUCCUGUGAAGUUUGAACACAAGGCGUUCUGGGCGGUAAACCAGUACAACUUUAACCUUAUAGAAGCAGGGGUCCAGAGAAAAUUGCAAUUACAAGAAUUGAAAGAAAUUAAGAAUGAGACAUACGAGAAUGCCACUAUUUAUAAGGAGAAGAGCAAAAUCUUUCAUGAUCAACAAGUCUUAAGGAAAUCAUUUGUAGUGGGGCAAAAAGUUCUCUUUGGAGAUCCAAAGUUUAAAGACGGGAAGAAUUUUGUGGUGAACGGCCAUCGUCUCAAACCUUAUUAUGAAGGAUUCUCUAUUGAGGAAAUCAAACUCAUACACCUCAAAGAUCCAAUUUAUCUUACUUGA
Coffea arabica (coffee) is the source of this 693-nucleotide messenger RNA. RefSeq lists its product as uncharacterized. Gene Ontology annotation, molecular function: nucleic acid binding. The record is from RefSeq and is a predicted model, not a curated record. Lineage: Eukaryota; Viridiplantae; Streptophyta; Magnoliopsida; Gentianales; Rubiaceae.